AUGGAGGUAGCCGAAAGCAGGGAACCUGUUUCGGUGGGUGCGCCAGCUGGAGCAGACUCUGCCGUCACCAAUGGCGAACAGAACCUCCUUCUGGACGACUCAUUCAUGGGUGAUGAUAGAUCUAGCAGUUUGAGUGAGAUUGAUGACGUAUCUGAAAAUAUCCCAUCCGACUAUGAGUCUCCGAAGCCCGAUAGAGUGGCCCCGGAAAAUGAUUCAGAAGCGGAGACGGAGCGCAUCGAGGACUCACCAAACUUUCGUUCAAAAACAAAUAUUGUCGUGAGUGCCACUGGCUAUGAGCCCAGUCCAAGCAAGCUGGCUCAGUCGACGACCUACGAUGAUGUGGAAGAUGACGAAGAGCACGUGGCGGACGAUUCGCCCAGUAAGCCUCGUGCCAAAACUACCCGCACCGCUGAAGUGGCCGAUGAUACACCCGGGCUCGAGGACUCAGCGCUUUCAGAAAGCACUGGCAAGAAGCGCAAGCGGCUAGAGUCCGGUGACGAGGGGGGUAUGGAAAAUGACGAAGAAGAUUUGCCGCCCCAGAAGCGCCGUGGCUCAGUCAAGAGUGAUCUGAGCGACCCUCCCCCGGAUGAUAUCGUACUCACCCCCGAACCAAUGGACGAACCCCCCAAGCUUGUCGAGGAAGACAUCGCAACCGACGACGUCCCCGAGUCGACCUUGCCUGCGGUACCUGCUAAAGGUAAGAGAGCUAAGAAGGGCAAGCGGAAAGGUCGGAAAACAAGAGAUGUUGACGACGAAGCCGAUAACGGCGCGCUUGAGACUGGCGCAGAGGCUGAUGACGUUGGCGAUGACGAUGUCGCGGAACGUGGUGAAGAUGCGGAUGAUGGUGAAGCUGCUGCCGCCAAACUUGAGGAAGAGUCCAAGAGGAUAUCUGCGAUGGAUUCACUCGCCGUAUUAGAACGGGAGUUUGCGACCCUACGAGACAAGAUCUAUGACGAGAGGAUCUCGAAAUUGAACCGGGAGCUGGAGAUGCUCGACGCAAAGAAUCCAACGCAUCCUGAAUACCUGCGGCAGCUUGAAUGCAUCGGGCGGUAUCGCGAUACGAAGAUUAAAUACGAACAAACACUCUUUCAGUACAGGAUGAAAGCCUUGUUGAACAAGAGCCUGGCUGAACGUGCUCAAGCGCAUAGCACCUUUUUCCAGCGGACGCGAGAUAUUCGCGAAAAGCAUUCAAGUGCGAUCAGCAAGCAGUUUUACUCCAUUCAGCACGAUCGCUUCAAGACGGACGAAAUUAGCCCGCAACAUUACAUUCCAUUCCCCACCCGCCGGUCACAGCAGAUUGCCCAUCAAACCGCAUACAAUCAAGAGGUCUCUGUCAUGGCAGGAGUUGCCAAAUAUGUCGGCUUUCCAGCUGCACCUGCGCUGUCUGCUGCACGGCCAUCGGAGCUUGAUGAGGAUCUGGAAAAGAUGGGUAUCUCCAUUGAACCCCGAGUCCCCACAUCACAGUCUCAGUCCACGCUCCCGAGGGGUGCCAUGCCGGCCAUGUCAUCGAACGUCUACCGCACAGCUGCAGAAGAAGCUUUCUUAGAGCAGACACCAUGGGCCAAUCCGCAGCAUCCCAUACAUCAGCACCAGCAGCUGCCACAGCGACCGCAGAGUCGUGUCUUCGAGAAUCCCCGGGCUCCUGUGUUCACGACACCUGCCGCACAAAAGCGAGUAGUCGACAUACACGCACCCAACGGGUCUGCCUCCACAAUCGCCGAAAACUCCUCAGCCAACAACACCCCCUACGACCAAGAACAACAUCCUCAAAAUCCCGGACCCUUUGCUAACCCCGACUACGAGGCAGAGAGGAGAUCCGGGUUCCGAUCAAUAAGUUCCUCUCCCCUCGAUGUACGCAAACCACAUCCCGCCUCGUAUAAUACAACGCUCGGUCGCCGCUCUCCCCAAGGAACCUCUCAAAAUGCCGCCGCCUAUUCACCACCUUCGGCCCGACUCGGUUUGUUCCAAUCGGCUACCGUAAAACGUGACUCCUCGCCGCCACUUUCAUCUCGACCGGUCAACUCCAUUCAUCAGUCAACGGGGAUCCUUGGCCCUGGGUCGAAUCAGAUGGCAGCGCGAUAA
Messenger RNA from Aspergillus niger, 2082 nucleotides. RefSeq lists its product as uncharacterized. NCBI's taxonomy places the organism in Eukaryota, Fungi, Ascomycota, Eurotiomycetes, Eurotiales, Aspergillaceae. The transcript has 4 exons. The record is from RefSeq and is a predicted model, not a curated record. Gene Ontology annotation, biological process: negative regulation of transcription by RNA polymerase II. The coding region runs from base 1 to 2082 and encodes 693 amino acids. Gene Ontology annotation, cellular component: Sin3-type complex. Gene Ontology annotation, molecular function: histone deacetylase binding.